Ficedula albicollis (Collared flycatcher) is the source of this 1078-nucleotide messenger RNA. Its product is annotated as potassium channel subfamily K member 16. Gene Ontology annotation, biological process: stabilization of membrane potential; potassium ion transmembrane transport. NCBI's taxonomy places the organism in Eukaryota, Metazoa, Chordata, Aves, Passeriformes, Muscicapidae. The record is from RefSeq and is a predicted model, not a curated record. Gene Ontology annotation, cellular component: membrane. The transcript has 6 exons. The coding region runs from base 111 to 995 and encodes 294 amino acids. Gene Ontology annotation, molecular function: potassium ion leak channel activity.
CAGUAGCUGGGAACAUGGAUGUGUGAUUCCUGGGUGUUUUGGGUAGGUUACAUCUUGGACCAGUAACUUAUGAAGUACUGAGCAGGGACUGGCAAGGGCAGAUCAGCAGCAUGCCCCUCCUCACCAUGCACAGCCAGCAGAUCAGCUGGACUCCACUGCUGGUACUGGGGUACCUCUUUUACCUCCUCCUGGGUGCUAUGGUAUUCCAGCUGCUGGAGAAGCAGGCAGAAACACAUUUUCGGGACCAGUUCCAGCUGGAAAAACUCAAGUUCCUGCAGAAUUACACGUGUUUGGACAGACAAGCCCUGGAGCAGUUUGUACAGGUCCUCAUGGAAGCAUGGGAAAAAGGGGUCAAUCCAGAAGGAAACUCUACGAAUCCCAGUAACUGGGACUUCAGCAACUCCUUCUUUUUUGCAGGAACUGUUGUCACCACUAUAGGUUAUGGUAAUCUGUCCCCCAGCACAGUGGCAGGGCAGAUAUUCUGUGUGUUUUAUGCCUUGUUUGGAGUGCCCCUCAACCUGGCCUUCCUUAAUCAGCUGGGGAAAGCUCUCAAUGCUCAUCUGCUUACCCUGGAAAGAUGGGUGCAAAAGCCAGGGCGUGCUCAGGUGGUUCAAACACUGGCAGUGGCCAUCUUCCUCACUACUGGGACCUUGCUUUUCCUGGUGUUCCCACCAUUAGUCUUCAGUUAUGUAGAAGGCUGGAGCUAUGGAGAAGGCUUUUAUUUCACCUUCAUCACCCUGAGCACCAUUGGAUUUGGGGACUAUGUAGUAGGCACGAACCCAAACAAGCACUAUAUCCCCGUGUACAGGAGCCUAACUGCAAUAUGGAUUGUUUUUGGCUUGGCCUGGCUGGCUCUGGUCUUCAACGUGGGAGCUGACUUGAUGGAAAGAUACCUUCAGCUAAAGUGGCACAAGUCUGAUUUAAGCUUGGCAGAAGGAGACACCACCAAGCUGGAAGAUGAACCUGAGCAGCCUAGAAUCCAUAUUCCCAGCUGAGUAAGGGUAUCAUCCAAGCCUACAAGAGUGGCAUAACCCUCCAGGGAAACACCACUAGCCUGGGCAGGUGGGACUACAGUGGG